Messenger RNA from Xenopus laevis (African clawed frog), 895 nucleotides. It is a transcript of the gene prss1.L, whose product is annotated as serine protease 1 L homeolog. Gene Ontology annotation, biological process: proteolysis. Bases 66 to 800 code for a protein of 244 amino acids. Lineage: Eukaryota; Metazoa; Chordata; Amphibia; Anura; Pipidae. Gene Ontology annotation, molecular function: serine-type endopeptidase activity. Gene Ontology annotation, cellular component: extracellular region. The record is from RefSeq and is a predicted model, not a curated record. The transcript is spliced from 5 exons.
AGUAUAAAUGUGGGACUCACAAGUCCCCAAGUGCAGUUCAGAACUCAGAACAAAUAAUAUCAACCAUGAAGUUCCUCGUCAUCUUGGUCUUGCUGGGAGCAGCCGUUGCUUUUGAAGAUGAUGAUAAGAUUGUAGGGGGUUUUACGUGCGCCAAGAACGCUGUUCCCUAUCAAGUGUCCCUAAACGCUGGUUACCAUUUCUGUGGGGGGUCCUUGAUUAACAGUCAGUGGGUGGUGUCUGCCGCUCAUUGCUACAAAUCUCGUAUCCAGGUCAGACUUGGGGAGCACAACAUCGCUUUAAAUGAAGGGACAGAACAAUUCAUUGAUUCACAGAAAGUCAUCAAGCACCCCAACUACAACUCCAGGAACCUGGACAAUGACAUCAUGUUGAUCAAACUUUCCACCACUGCCAGACUUAGCGCCAACAUCCAAUCCGUGCCUCUGCCCUCGGCCUGUGCUUCUGCCGGCACCAACUGCCUGAUCUCUGGCUGGGGGAACACCCUGAGCAGCGGCACCAAUUACCCAGAUCUCCUGCAGUGCCUGAAUGCCCCAAUCCUGACUGACAGUCAGUGCAGUAACAGCUACCCCGGGGAGAUCACCAAGAACAUGUUCUGUGCCGGCUUUUUGGCUGGUGGCAAAGACUCUUGCCAGGGUGAUUCUGGUGGCCCCGUGGUGUGCAAUGGGCAGCUGCAGGGUGUGGUAUCCUGGGGUUAUGGCUGUGCCCAGAGGAACUAUCCUGGUGUCUAUACUAAAGUCUGCAACUUUGUGACUUGGAUCCAGAGCACCAUUUCCUCUAACUAAAUCCUCCUUCCCCUGAGGAACCUCUCCUGUCCUGAUGUAGAGUCUAGAUACUCUCAUGGUUUCCCAAAAGCAAAUAAAGUGAUCAUUUCACCAUA